AUCUUUCCCUUCAUAAACGAACUUGGCUCGGAAGACAAGCAGUGACGAGAGAGAAUUCCUUUUUUGGGGGAGGGCCUGGUCUGGGACUGUUUUGAGGACUAUGAGAAGCUUGUGAAAAUCCAUUUGGGAAAUAUUUGGAUUGCGGACGUGGAUAUCAACGAUAAAAUGCCAGAGGGCAGGGAGUCUCCAGUGUCUACUGUUGCUCAUGCUGACAGUGAUCAAGGAGAGGAAGAGUGCCCCCGUAUUUCAUUGCUGAAUGGGAUAGACCAGAGUCGGCGGCACCGGACUGCUUUCACGAGGGAGCAGCUGACCCGUCUUGAGCAAGAAUACUGUAAAGAAAGUUACGUGUCUCGACCCAGACGAUGCGAACUGGCGGCAGCGUUAAACUUGCCCGAGACCACAAUAAAGGUCUGGUUCCAGAACAGGAGGAUGAAGGACAAGAGGCAGCGUCACAGUCUGAACUGGCCUAAUCCACUGGACCCAAACCUGUGUGCCUUCAUGGUGAGUCAAGCGGCUGCUGGACUCCACUACCCACUGCUACCCCGCUUGCCCCUUCAUCUAUACUCUCAUCUCGGCAUGGGUAGCCUCUCAGGUUAUACAAACCCCUACAAUGCCACCACAAGGCCAGUGGACACUUUGCACCUCCCUCCCUCGACCUACCCCUGGCUCAGUGGACUUCCACAGCCUGCUCUCUAUUCCCCCGUCCAGACAAUGCACCAUCCUGCAGGAUGCCACUGUCCCCACUGCCUGCACUGGAGACCAGACCACUUGCUCAAACCUAGAGGGGGAGCUAGGAUAGCCACACAGCCCAAAACCUUUGGCAGUGCUUAAGGAUAAAAGAAUAGUGUCAUCUUUGGCAUGUUAAAAACAUAGUUUACCCAAAAAAGAAAAACUCAUUGAUCAUUUACAUACCCUUGUGUCGUUCUAAACCUGUAUGACUUUCUUUCUUCUGUGGGACACAAAAGAAUAUAUUUUGAAGAUUUUUCUUGGCCGUACUAUGAAAGUUUAAGGCUGUUGUAUUUAUGCAUCUGUACAGUUAUUCAGAAUCUAGAUAUCAUUACUCAUCAAGAGCUGCUUUGUUGUUUAUCUUCCCAUAAUAUAGAAAACAGUUUUGCUUGCUUUCAUAAAAUAUGAUCUUUUGAAGUUUGUUCAUAAACAUUUUUCAUCUAUUGACAUUUUUGCACCUGAACACUGUAGAUAUAUAUGACAAAUCUGACUAUUAAAAA
Cyprinus carpio (common carp) is the source of this 1226-nucleotide messenger RNA. RefSeq names its product even-skipped-like1 (gene eve1). Gene Ontology annotation, molecular function: DNA-binding transcription factor activity, RNA polymerase II-specific; RNA polymerase II cis-regulatory region sequence-specific DNA binding. Gene Ontology annotation, cellular component: nucleus. Gene Ontology annotation, biological process: regulation of transcription by RNA polymerase II. The record is from RefSeq and is a predicted model, not a curated record. NCBI's taxonomy places the organism in Eukaryota, Metazoa, Chordata, Actinopteri, Cypriniformes, Cyprinidae.